This is a messenger RNA of Cimex lectularius (bed bug), 1031 nucleotides long. RefSeq names its product pseudouridine-5'-phosphatase-like. Gene Ontology annotation, molecular function: phosphatase activity. The transcript has a single exon. Lineage: Eukaryota; Metazoa; Arthropoda; Insecta; Hemiptera; Cimicidae. The coding region runs from base 103 to 972 and encodes 289 amino acids. The record is from RefSeq and is a predicted model, not a curated record.
AUGACACACCCAGCUGAUAAUGGAACAGUCAUAACAAAAAAAAAGUCAAGUCAUACACGCGUCAAAUUUCAAGUUUGGAUCACACACAAUUAAACAAAAAAAAUGGCUCAUUCUAUUAUUACAAAUACUGCACGAAGGAUAUUGGGAAAUUCGAUCAUCACAAAUCAGUCCGAAUUGGUAAGAAAUUAUGCUAGUCUUGAAUGUAAAGCAACACUUGCAAAGCAGCCGCCACCACCAAAGAAAUGCACCGAUAUGCACAAACCGCUUGGAGAUAAAAGAUUCGCCCCGGUCACUCACGUCAUUUUUAACUUGGACGGAGUUUUGGUAAACUCGGAGCGUCUUAUCAUGCAGGCGCACAUGAAGUACCUGUCUCGCUUCAAGAAGCAUUACCCAUUAGAUCUGAGGAUGAAGGUACAGGGAAGAAGAGAACUAGACGCUGCAGCACUUAUAGUCAGGGAACACAAUCUACCAUUGACUCCCGAAGUCUACGCCCACGGGGUCCGCCAGCACGUCAGGGACCUCAUGCCUAAAGCAAAGAUCACCAAAGGAAUCAGAGAUCUCAUCUGUCACUUGUCUUUGAACAAGAUACCGAUCGCCCUGAACACGAGCAGCACUGAAUUCACCUUUCCGUGGAAGACGAGAGACAAGGACUUGAAAGACAUAAUGCACAGGUUCUGCCACAUCACAUACGGCACGGAGGUUAAGAACGGUAAGCCAGACCCGGAAUCUUACGUGCGCAGCAUGAGGAAGUUCGAGCCGAAGCCCAAGAAGGCGAUCAGCGUCCUGGCGAUCGAAGACAGUGAAGCCGGCGUGCUGUCCGCAAAAGCAGCCGGCCUCCAGACUGUUAUGUACCCCGACAUCCAAGCACCGGCAGAAUUCAGAAAACACGCUGAUUUAGUCAUUACUGACAUUACAAAGUUGGACCUUGACGAAUUCUCAUUGCCUGUAAUUAAAGCGGGAACGUAUUAUUAAUCCGUCCCGAUUCAAAAUGUGAUAAUAAGUUUUUGUAAAAUAUAUUUUUUGAGCUAAAA